Olea europaea var. sylvestris is the source of this 646-nucleotide messenger RNA. RefSeq names its product MAP3K epsilon protein kinase 1-like. The record is from RefSeq and is a predicted model, not a curated record. NCBI's taxonomy places the organism in Eukaryota, Viridiplantae, Streptophyta, Magnoliopsida, Lamiales, Oleaceae. The coding region runs from base 1 to 426 and encodes 141 amino acids. The transcript has 3 exons.
AUGGAAACAAGACUUCCUUUCAACACAUGCAUGAGAAAUCUAGAUAUUGAUAGAAACCCGUCAACUAAAAGACGUAAAUUUGUUGAUUCGAGGAACUCACUGAGGAUUUUUUUUUUGUCCUUAUUAUCAUGCAGGAAAUCAUCUCGAAUAAACACCACUCUUGCAGUUAAUGGUUUGACACCAUUGCUAAUAUCGAGACUUGACCAUCCAGAUGCUAUAGCUCGCCUGAAUUUGCUUAAAUUAAUUAAGGCUGUUUAUGAGCACCAUCCUCGUCCAAAGCAACUGAUCGUGGAGAAUGAUUUGCCUCAGAAGCUUCAAAAUUUGAUCGAGGAGCGAAGAGAUGGGCAGAGUUCUGGUGGCCAAGUUCUGGUAAAACAAAUGGCUACUUCAUUACUCAAAGCACUUCAUAUCAACACGGUCUUGUAAAUUCGUGCUUUGUCCUAGUUUACUUGUUUGUUGACAUAUGCUUCUUAAUUUUGAUUUAUUGUUUCCGUUUUCUUGAAAUCAACAUUGAAGUGUAAAUCAUUUUCAAGUUGUCGAGCCCCUAUGUUUGGAAUUGUAGCUGUCUUUAAGCUAUAUUUAUAUUAACAUGUAUGUUUUGUGAAUGUAAACUAAUUUUAUCUUUUUUUGCUCCUAGUAUCAAUUA